Messenger RNA from Pelodiscus sinensis (Chinese soft-shelled turtle), 2189 nucleotides. RefSeq names its product F-box protein 4 (gene FBXO4). Gene Ontology annotation, cellular component: SCF ubiquitin ligase complex. The record is from RefSeq and is a predicted model, not a curated record. Gene Ontology annotation, molecular function: protein binding. Gene Ontology annotation, biological process: SCF-dependent proteasomal ubiquitin-dependent protein catabolic process; protein polyubiquitination. Lineage: Eukaryota; Metazoa; Chordata; Testudines; Trionychidae.
CAGGCAGCCCGGCCAGUCGCCCCGCCAGCUGGAGCCCGCGAUCGCCGCUCCCAGCCGGGCCCCGGGCAGCGUCCUGGGGGCUCUCCGGGCGGGCGAGGCAAUGGCAGCGAGCAACGCCGGGGACUGGCGCCGCCUGGAGUCCGCCCUGCGCAGCAGCCUGCGCCUGCUCAGGGACAGAUGGGCACGGAGGCCGAGGCAGCGAGAGGGGCAGGGGGGCGGCGGCGAAGAGGUUUGCGCCCUGCAGAUGCUGCCGAUUGAUGUGCAGUUAUACGUUAUGUCAUUUCUCUCACCCCAAGACCUGUGCCACUUGGGAAGCACAAAUCAGUAUUGGAGUCUAGCUGUGCGGGAUCCAUUGUUAUGGCGAUAUUUUCUCCUGAGGGAUCUGCCUUCUUGGUCUUCUGUUGACUGGAAGUCACUUCCAGAUGUGGAAAUCUUUAAUAAAUCCUUUUCUGAGCAUAAUGAUAAUGCAUUGCAUGACUACAUGACAAUAUACAAAAAGAGCUGUCCUCAGAGAAGACAUUUGAAAUCAAGCCGUCCCACAUAUGGGGCUGUGGCUUCCUUUUUACAAUCAUUGGUCACACAAGCAGAACCUCGCUUUGCCCUUUUUGGACCAGGUUUAGAAGAAUUGGAUGAAUCUUUGGUGCAAAGAAUGAUGACAUGCCCAGAAAUUUUGCCUGUAGCUUGUUUACCUCAAAGACAAAUCCAUGGGAUUGGAUCAGGAGUCAGUUUUCAAUUUAAUAAUCAUCAAAAAUUCAAUAUUUUGACAUUGUAUUCAACUACCAGCGUGGAAAGGAAGAGAGCAAGAUCAGAGCAAACUGCUACAGUCAAUAAGAUGUUUUACCAAGAAAACAGUAUCGAAGGGAAUCAACAGGCAAUACACUAUAGUGUAAUUGAUCAAGUUAAAAAGGUGUGCGAAGUAGUGGAUGGAUUCAUAUAUGUUGCUAAUGCAGAAGCUCAUAAAAAGCACAACCGUCAAGAUGAAUUUGCUCAUAUUUUGGCAAUGAUAGAUCCAACUCUGGGGCCUCCAAACCGACCUGUACUGGUUUUGUCCUGCACCUCUCAAGUUGACAUGAAAAGAAUCCCUUGUGUUUAUAUGGCACAUCAGCUGCAAUUAAAUCUGCUAAACCAACCAUGGAUGGUGCAAGACACUGUAGCUGCUACUUUAAGUGGGCUAUUAAAUGGAAUUGAGUGGAUACUGGGAGAAGCUGAAUGUAAAAACUCACAAUGAUCGAUCUUGCUUGGUCAUUCUGUGUAUGGACUUCGUAAUUUUGCUCAGAGUAUGAAGUUAAUAUUUCACCCUGAAGUGGCACUGACUGAUAAAAGGUUUAAAAGGCGGCCCUCCAUGAUUGCAAAUAUUUUAAUAAUCAGCCUUCUGCCAGAGAGAGACUUGAAUUUUAACUGAAAGCAAGUUUGACUGGAUAACAACAUUUGACAAAGAAAUGGAUUUGAUUUUUGUUAAAUGUGGGGCCUUUAUAAUGCUUUUUAUUCUCAGCAUAUUCUGUAAUAUAAAUCAUACUGCAAACUUUUUAUACCUGAUUAGCUUAUACAACCUUUUCACCUAAGUGUCUGCCAUACCAGAUUUAGGAAGCAUACUAUAUGGACAUCCCUGAUGGCACAGAGAGCCACUUCUUAUAUAAUGUAGUCCUUAAAUGACCAACAGAAGAGACAUGCCACAUACCACAAUAUAUACUUAACUAAUCAUCUACUGGACCAGGUUUCCUGAAUGAUGUACAUUGUAUUCGAUAUUUGUUCCAAACACUCAUCCUGGACUAACUUCCAAAAAGGGGGAAAAAAAAUUCUCCAGCGGCAUUGCUUAGGGAAAAGAGGUAAUCUUGAAGAGGAAUUGUUAGCUUAUACCAACAUUUUUAAAAAUGAAAAAUUGAUUGACUUUCUUCCUAUUUGUAUUUUUCCUGACUGUCAAUAGACAUUCAUAAAGCCUACCUGUGUCUGCUUUCUGCUACACUGAUAUUACCCUGAAUUUGACAUCCAUCACCAUGGAACAAAUGUCCUUUUUCGUCAUCAGGACAUCCUGACCUGUAGAGACAUUAUCUGCUUCUAAGCUCUCAGCUGGCAAACCUUUAUACAAAUACUUUCGGCAGCUAGCAAAUGCCUGAAAUGUAAAUGUUUUGGUUUUUACUUGUUCUUCUGUGAAGCUGAAAUAUUUUUAUAAAAUGGAAAAAAUACCGCUA